CAAUGAGCCGCAUUGAGUAACUACCGCUGCAAUCUAUGGGGUACCGGUAGCAGAAGAGUCUUCACGGAAUCAGACUUGGUUCCUCGACUCGGAGCACGAUACCAGCUCAAAAAACGAUGAAGGCGCUGAUUCUGCUCGGUCUUCUGGCCACAGGCCUGGCGGAUGACCUUUAUGUGCUGACGAUGAAAAAAAAGAGAAAUCUGAUACACCUCGACGCACUUGAUGGCUACGUCGUCAGUCCGGGUUAUAUGAAUCAAACGAACUACCCUGCGAAUUUCUACGGUUCGGUAGAGUUAAUCGUUGAUUCGGACUAUCAGAGAAUCAGGCUUGACUUCGAGGACCUGGACUUGGACGUGAACAGCAUGUGCAACAGUGACCGCAUCGAGGUCCAGGAGGCACUGAAGGACAUCUGGGUCGACGCUCUCAGGCUGUGUUCAUCUCAGCGGCCCAGACCGUGGCUGUCCCGCCGAGGCCACGUCAAAAUCGUCUUCAGCACCAACGCCAUUCAGAACGGACGGGGAUUCCGGAUUCGUUACCGGGCGACCAAUGCGUCAACUGUCUGCAACAGCGAAGACAUGUUCCAGUGCAAAAAUCGGGACUGUAUCCCGCCCACACGCGUUUGCAACGGAAUCUACGAUUGCAGCGAUGCAUCGGACGAAAAGUUCUGCGAAGAUAUUGGGCCGCAAGCAAAAAGAAGGCUUCGCCGAGCCAAAUGCGGCGCGCCAUUGAUCGCGCCCGUGACGUCCGAAGAGGACCGCGUCGUCGGAGGCCAGGAGGCUGUCCCUCACAGCUGGCCCUGGCAGGUGAGCCUCCAGCAUCCACAGUUUCACGUCCUUGGCCACUUCUGCGGCGGAAGCCUCAUCAACAACAGCUGGGUUCUCACUGCGGCCCACUGCGUCAAAAACAAGCUUCCGAGAGAUGUGACAGUCAAGUUGGGCCUGCACGACAUGAUGGAGGAGGACAACGUCGUCACCAGGAGGGUUAAGACCAUCGUCAAGCACCCGAAAUACUGGGGUCUCAACAUGAACAACGAUAUUGCUCUGCUGCAACUUGACAUGCCGGUUAAUCACUCCGUCACCGUGAGGCCAGUCUGUCUACCAGAGAAGGACGAGGCUGUACCCUUGGGCAGCACCUGCUUCAGCACCGGAUGGGGCGAGACAAGAGGUAGUGGAGGCUUCGGAAAGCUCAAGCAGACCAAGCUGAAGAUCUUGCCCUUCAAGGUCUGCAAAGCGGCCUCGAGACGAGAUGUCCUAAUGUUCGAGGACAAUGCCGUCUGCGCGGGCGACGAAACCGAGCAGGAGGGUGUUUGCCACGGCGACAGCGGUGGUCCUCUGGUGUGCAAAGACGACCGUGGGCGUUGGGUACUGCACGGCGUGACCAGCAUGAGCACCUCUUCGUCCGAACUGACCUCUAUCUGCGGAAGUAGUGCCUACUGGAACCGGGUCCAGGAGAAGCGAUCCUGGAUCGACGACACCUUGAACGACCUCUAAGCCAAAAUGACGGGAACGUUAUUCUGGCUGACUAUGCUUUAGUUCGAUGCAUUCGUGCCUUACAAAUCAAUAAAAUUUCCGAACUUGGUA
Ixodes scapularis (black-legged tick) is the source of this 1580-nucleotide messenger RNA. RefSeq names its product chymotrypsin B. Gene Ontology annotation, biological process: proteolysis. Bases 117 to 1490 code for a protein of 457 amino acids. Gene Ontology annotation, molecular function: protein binding; serine-type endopeptidase activity. The record is from RefSeq and is a predicted model, not a curated record. NCBI's taxonomy places the organism in Eukaryota, Metazoa, Arthropoda, Arachnida, Ixodida, Ixodidae. The transcript has 9 exons.